AAGUGCGAAUAGAGAAACCAAGUCAUGGUAUCGAUUAUUUCUCAAUGAACUUUAGUCUCUAUGAACUUUGUAUGGCAUUAACUGGAAUACAAAGUUGGAAUAAGAGAGUGAUAUUUUUAAAACUCGCGACGAAGAGAUUAAAUAGGUGUCUUAUUCUUAACUUUGUUGCAUAGAAUUGUCUUUAAUUGGAUUUUAAUAUUAAUUAAUAAAUAGUUUUGUUUGUUUACAUUCAAACAAGUGGGUUUAUAGCCCAUAGGUAAAUAUGUGGGAGUAAACGUAACAAGGAAUGAAAUGUGAAAGAUAACAAGGCCAUGAGUGACCUAGAGGGUCAGUUUGACACGAAACUCCAUGAGGCCGUGAGAUAUGGUGACCUUGAGGAGGUCAAGGUUGCACUGCAGCAAGGUUACGACCCCAACCUGAUCGGCUUGUACCAGUGGAAUUCUCUACAUGAGGCAGCUCACAAUGGAGAGAAGGAAAUUCUUGAGUUGCUGCUGCAAAAGAAAGGUGAUCCAAACAAGCAGGACUACCUGCGGUCCCGCACUGCAAUGCACUACGCCGCCGAGAAUGGACACGUGGUCUGUCUUCAGAUGCUGGUUGAUGCUGGUGGGAAAUACCAUAUCAAAGAUUCCAGUGGAAAAGAUUGCCUGGACGUUGUCACCCCUGGCGGGAGAAAGAUCCUUGAAAAACUCAGGGCUCGUGACCUGCUACUGAAGGAAGGGGACAUCACCACAGUAUCUGAUGAAGGCAUCUCCAGUGACCAGUCACAGGACGCGAGUUCACUGAUCUGCAGUAGAAAAUCAUCCAUUGACUCCGUAGACUCUCUGAGGGACAAAGGGCCUGGCCUUGGUAAUUUGCAUGUUACCGUGGAGUACCAUUCUGGGAAGGCGACGCUCAAAGUCCGUAUCUGGCAGAUAUCAGACCUGCUUCUUCCACCUCCAAGCACUUCAAUGAUCCAUUCCAUCUAUGUAAAAAGUUACCUCCAGCCUGAUAAGAAGAAGGAUUCCAAACGCAAAACAGAGGAAGUCAAGGUCGACUCCUCUGAAGGUCAUAUCCAUUGGCGACGCCGGAAAACUGUUGCUGUGCAGCAUGUGUUUACUCCAGCAUGUUUCAAGUUUGACAGGGCUCUUGAAUACUCCGGCAUCACUAAUGAACAUAUCAAAGAAAAAAGCAUUCAAAUUGAAGUGUGCAUUACGCAAAGGUAUUCCCAUAGGAGUUUUCUUGUUGGAAUGGUUCGGAUGUCACUAAGGUCAGCAGUGAAAAAGCUAGUUAAGGAGAAAAUACCUUUAAUUCCUUGUAUGAAUCACACAAUUCCAACAAAUAUGAAGGUCUACAGUGCCUCAGAGUUGAGUGUAAUGAAUAACACGCCUGGUGGGGAUAUUUUCUUUAGUUAUCCGAAUGUGAGAAUAGUGCUUCCAGAAGACUCGGAUGAUCGUAGCGAUAAAGCUGCUAGUAACCCAGAUCUUCAAAGAUCACCUUUGCAACUGAACUCUCCCACAGUGGAGGUAGAUAUGGAUAGUCACUAUAGAUUUGUGCAACAAGUCCCAAAAUUAGACCUUAGUAAUAUGGCCCUUGAUGAGAGUGGCUAUUCAAGUGAGUUCCAUGUGUCUAUUCCAAGUGAAAUAGAGAGCCCUGAUUCUAACAGCUCGCAAAGUAACAUCUCAGGUCCUAUUCAUGCUUUUGAGUCAAGUAUAACUCAAACACAAGCAACUGUUGUAAAAAAGACUAAAGCUACUCCUAAUUUAGAGGAUAUUUCUGAAGACAGAGUGCCAAGAGGAAUCAAAAACAACGAAGCAUCUAUUGAGAUAACUGAUCUUGAUGAGGAUAAUUUAGACUCUGUUACUAUUGACACAAAUUUAGAUAUCAAGAAGAAAAGCUCAAAGAAAAAUGCUGUGAAAACAUCCACAAAAGAACAGCAAGAAACUACAGAAAACAUUGAAAUUAAGGUCGAACCAAAGAGUCAUCUUGAUAAAAAAGAUAAGAAGAGAAGGUCAAGAAAAUCUGGCAAAAGAUCUGAUGAAAAUUCUGGUGGAUCAUCAAGGUCCCGGUCUCAAUCACCAGAGUGGGACUUUUAUGACAUUCCAACUGAAGUGGUCACUCAAACUAAUGAACCCAGUGUGUCCCCUUGGAAAGAAGGGGCAGCCCCAGUGAUUUUGCCUAUGGAAACUCAAAUGGGAAUACCUAAUGCAAAGGAGCAGCAAAGUUUACUUGCACAGGAGAAAGAUAAGAGUAUCAGGCGGUCUAAGAAAAAGAGCAGUCAGCCUAUACCGGGCAAGGCUGUACCUGUACAUGUAGUUCCUGCCAUUAUUGUUACUCAACCUUCAAUCAAGGACAAAAAAGGGAAAAAGUCCUCCAAAGUCCUUCAAGAAUCUGCUGUUGUGAAUAUGCCUGAAUCUAAAGAAGUAGUGGAUGAAAUUGAGAUGAGAGAAAUUGUGAUUCAUAACAAAGGUAAAGAUGAAUACAAGAUAAAUGCUGAAAAAACAGGACUAAAGAAAAUAGAACGGAAAGCUUUUGUUAAUGUUGGAAAAGCUUUGAGUUUGAAAACAAAACCUGAAUCAGUUAAACCUAAAGAAAAUGAGACAAAAGAUAAGGCUACUGAUAAAACUGAAAAUGAAUCUAAAGUCUCAAAGUUUAAGUUAAAGUUGCGGAAACUGAGAAAAGGAAAGGACCCAGAACCAAAAAUUACUAUAGAUAAGAAUGUGCCUAGGAUAAGUGAUAUUGUAACAGAGACAGACUUGACUAGUGUAAUAGUGGAUAAAUCAAGUGUAUCAGAUUUGAACCAGUCUGGAACAGGAAAUGAACAGGAGACUGGUUCUUCUGUAGUCUUAGACAUGGAGAAGCUUGUAUAUCAAUCUUCUGGAGCACAUGUUGUGGAACUGAUUGAAGAUGACAUCAGCAUUACUGAACUUGGUGAUAACGGUCAACUUUUCACAGACCGAUCAGAGGCGCCAUCUUUAAUGGCUUUUUCUGACCUAGAGAGUGGAUUUGGGGACUACCAUUUACCUGAAUGUAAGUCUCCAACCAAUUACAUGGUCCCAAUGCAGGUUUAUGACCCUGAUGAUACAAGUUGUGAUGAAUCCCUCGCUUUUGAGCAUGAAAACUGCCGUAUUCCUACAACUGAAUUGUAGCAGUAUUUCCAUAACAUCAAAAUGUGUUGUUUGUAAGACAAAAACUAAGUUUUUUUAAAGUUACUACAAAGUUUAUAAAUAAUUUGUAUGCAAGGUUUAUUUUUUGUGAAUUAAAUGUUAAGGUUUGAAAAGAUUAUGCAAAAUGUAUGGUAAUUUUUUUAAAUUUAAUUACAUUGAUAUAUUUUCUCAGGAUUUCUGAGGUGCAUAACAAUGCUUAAGACAAUCAAAUUAAAUGGCAGGGAAAGCUGUCUCUGUAUGUUUUAUAUGUAUGUGUCUGUUAACUUUUAUAUGGGGAAUGGCAGUUAUAUCCUCUACAUAAUAUAUAUCAAUGUUUUCAUCAUUUAUGAAGCAUAGCUCUCUUAUAAGGAUACAUGUAGCUGUAAAACUGAAUAACCAAAUGACUUGUUUGCUAUCAGCUCUUGAGAGAAUGGUUCUAACUAACUUGUAUUAACUAAAUCAUAGUGAAAUACUGUUGGAUAUAUAGUUAUAUAUUUGAUAUUUGUUUAAGCAUUAAUAUAAUUUUUUAACCUGUGGAUAGUAUCCUUUAUUAUUAAUAUACUUUUCCGUAGAUCGGAACGUAGGCCAUAGAUUACUACUACUACAAUGUAUGUUAUUUUUUUACUUAAUGCAUUUAGAUUGCAUUUCAUUUAAUUGAUUACUUACUAUUCCGCUAAUUGUAUGUUAAUUGUUUUUGCGGAAGUGUUCUGAAUAUUUCAAAAAUAAGAAAUAGGUUCUAAUUUUGGUCUGCUUUUUGGAAUCUCUGUCAAAAUAAAAACCCUCUGGCUUGUUUAUAGAAUAAUCUAUCUAUUGAUAAUGUUCCAAUUGUUGUUUAAGUAUUCGAGGUCUCUCACAGAGCCAAGAUCUUAAAGACUAGUGGUACAAUUAUCGGUUAUAAGGUCACCCAACUGUACAAUAGUCUUUAUAACUUCUUGCCAAUAUUAUGUUAUCAUUUCUAUUUAUCCACUAUCCUAUAUAUCUCACAUUUUUGUGGCUAAGGCCUUAAAAAAAUAAACCUGGUUUUUGGGUAACCAGACCCUGAGUGGGGUUUUUUGAUAAAAAAUAAUCUGAUUUUCCAAUUUUCAGUUGUUGUUGACCAUUUGUGUUGAAUACAAUUAAAAGCAUAAAGUAUUAAUUAUUUAUACAUAAUAUACCGAAAUGACAUGGUUAGCAUUCAUGACUAGCUUUGCUUUUUAUUGGACUUAAAAACAAAACAAAAAAAACCUGGUUCCCCAACCAUAUCUAGCAUUUUUGAGACCAUUGCCCAAAACUCAGAUAUAUUUUUGUGUUGAGGCCUUACAAUUGAAUCUAGAUUGCAUUUGAAAUCUUGUCAAGGAAUUUUGUAAUUUUCCCUUUGUGUAAAAGUAAUUAUUGUGAAUUGAAUUGUUCGGUUUAAACUGAUUAAACUGGUAAACAGGAUUGGCUUUAAUAAAUGAUUAAGGAACUUAAUAUAUCCAUUCUCUUCUUUAGAAACCAAUAUAUUCAGCAUACACUUCAGUCAAUUUAUUGAAUAUAAAUUUUAGAUUAUUUUCAAACUUGUUUGAGAAGAGAUUUGUUUUAUUUGAAUACUGCUGUUGAAUAUUUCUGUUAGAUACAUUAUUUAUAGGGUAGAAAUUGAUUUGGCAUUAAGUUUCUCGUGCGAUGUCAUAUUUACAUUAUUCUCAUGCCUCAAUUAUUAGAGAUUAUGACAUAGAAAUAGUAAUUUGAGUAUUUUAAUAGCGCUAUAUAAAAGUGUGGUCAUAUUACAUGUGUGUUUGCACUGUUUACAAAUGUCAUGGUGACUUCAAAAUACAGACAGUGUACAUAAAACAUUAUUUAUUUAUUUAUUUACAUUUAGCUUAGAUUCAGACUGAAGUCCUUUUUUGUAUAAAAUUGCAGCUUAUGAUCUUUUCUUAAGUAUAAAUUUUAAAGGGACUAGACACCAUUGUCCAAUAAUCAGAAAAUACAGUAUUUCCCAGGACAAGCCUAGAAUUGUCAAUAUGAGCUAGUAUGAUGCUGAUAAUGCAUCAUUUUACAUGAUUAAAAGAAUAUUUUGUCACUGUCUAUCUGAGUUUACCUGUGAAAAAAAUGUCAAGUGAUUAGUAAAGAUGAAUAAACUGAUACUAUUUCUUAAUUUAUUUGAUUUGUGUAGAUGACAGACCCAGUAAAAUUGAAAAAUACGCAAAAACUGUGAAAGAUGCCUGUGUCGUAAACGAUGUGAUACAUCAGUAAGUAAGAUUCAAUGCGAUGUACACAGGGAUGUCAAUUUUAUCUAAGUUUCUUACUAUUUUCCUAUUAUUUUACAGUGGCAUCAUCUGGUGUCUAAUCCCUUUAAAAUUUAAAGUUUCCUGAAAUAUAAAGAUUUUCUUUAAACAAAAAUAUGUGUAUCUUGUUUGAACUCUUCACAGGGUCACAAUAAAAUAAUUCUAAUUUAGUACUUAGAAUUUAUGUUUUAAGGAACAUUAAUUUCCAUGUAUAACAUGGUCGCAUGCAUUUUUCAUAAACCAUGGCUCAUUUCAGAAUUGAUCAUUUCAGAUCUGACCUACGUGUAAUUAAGAGCAGUCCUCUGUUUUGCUACGUUAACACUUUUACUUAUCAGUUGUUUUAAUUAUGCAUAGAGAUAUUUCUUUGUAAUGUGAUUUACUGCAGAAUAUUUGAACACUCCGUGUAUUCAUUGGCCGCAUAUUUCCAGACUAACUUAUUACUGUGAUAAAUGGGUAAUUUUUCAAAUUCCAGAGGACUGCUGAUAUCAAGAGAGUAGUUAAAUAUAGCUGACAAGUUUAUACAGUGCAAUUAUAUAUAGCUUAAAGUACUUCCCUAUAACAAAUGUCAAUUUAAAAGAUCUAUGAUUCAAGUAAGUUCUAUGACCAAAAUAAUUUUUUGAGUCCCAACAAAUGAAUGCAAUUAUAUGUAUUUAGGAUUUAUCAAUAAUAAUGUAAGCUUGUGCUGCUUUUAAAGCUUUACUCUCACAGAUUGACCAUUUUGACAACUUGGAAUGAGUCAAUUUAGCUUAAUUGUCUUGGAACAAGUGAUAUAAGACUGCUGACAAUUAAAAGAUCAGAUUGCAGUUUUUCAAAUUUUAAUAUUGAAAACGAGUUUUAAGGCAGCUUUCCAAACAGUUUAGAUCUGUUCUAUUAGGAGUUAUCUUAUAUGACUGAAUUGAAGGUGUUGAUGAAAAAAUGCAAUGAUUCUGAGUCAAAAAUUGAAAUAAAAGUCAUAACUGUCAAUCUGUGAGAGUGCAGCUUUAAGAAAAACAGUACUGGUACAGCAUUGUAUAAUUAUGUUUGGUGGCAUAAUUAUAGAUGUCAUUCAAAAAUACAAAUGUUGACUUCACCAUGAAAAUUGUUCAAGAUGUUCUCAUCAAACUUGGUCCCCAUAGUUACAACGACAAAACACAUCUGUGUGGCAAGUCACAUCAUUAUUGGUGAAAUAUCUGUUGAGUUGUGGUCCCUGAUCAAACGAAAAAUACAAGCAUGCCUUCAAUUUAGAACAUAAUCAAACUAAAGCAACAUUUACUUUUGUACCGGUAUUCAUAAUUUUUAUACAUCUUCAAAACAAAUCAAAAGUGGAAAGUCAUGUUUUUACUAGAAUGUAGGAAGUGAAUUUCUGUUUUAAAAUGGCUGUAAUAAUAUAUCAGGAUUAAUAUAUUGACAUUUUACUUUUUCAUGUGUAUUAAUGUAGUUAAAUUAAUAUAAGUAAAACCAUAUUUACAGGGAUAAUGCUUUUGUUUAACCCUUGGCAUGCUGGGUAAAUUGUCGUCUGCUCAAAAAUGUCGUCUGGUUUAUUCUAAAUUUCUUUCAAUUUACUUAAAACUUUGGGGAUAUAUUGACUGAGUGGCAAACAGCUUGGAACCUGUCCAGGCGCCGAGUUACUCGGUGUCUGGUCUGGUUCCAAGCUGUUUGCAAAGCCUUUAAAAUCGCCAUCAGCAGCCUAAGGGUUAAUUUUACCUUGAAAAAUUCCUGCUCCUAACAGUUUGAAAUAUUGUGAUGUUGAAUUAGCGUUUGUUAUCAUCGAAGGGUAUUUUUUAUGUCCAUGUUAUGUUUUUCUACCUCAAUGUAAAUUAAGAAAGGUGUAUAGUUGUAAGAUACCUCUUUUGUACAGAUGUAACUAACACACAGUUUUUGUGGCACAAUUAAUUAUCAUAAUAUAAGGUUAGUUAGUACAUUUGAUUUUUUCACAUUAUAUUAUACUAAUUUCUAUUACUAGCUUUAUUUAUAUGAUUCUCCUAUGAAUAUAUUGAAUUUUACUUCUAAAUUGUAUGCAUAUUGUUUUAUCUUUAUUAAUGAAAUGUCCUGCAAUUCGUAUAAUGUCAAUUUGUGUACAUUGCAAAACUAUUUUUGAGAUUUAUUAUCAUGUCUUCCAAGAGAAUAAUAUUAUGAGGCCCAUCCAAGAAAAAUAAUAUGACAAAAUCAGAGAGGGCAAAUAUUUUUUUGCAAUUUGUUAAUAUUCUUAGUAUCCUACUCCCCAAACUAUAGAAUGCUUGUCAAAGUACAAAUAAAUUCUAAUUUCAAGUAAAGAUAUUGUGCAUAUGGUGGCAAUAUUUUUUGUCAAAUUUAUCAAGUCAAUAUCAUUGUCUAUUUUACUGAUCCUGGAUGGGCUGUUUUAUGAUGCAAAUUAUUAUUACGGUAGUGACCCUGUUUCAUAAAUCAUGUGCUAUCAGAAAUCUUCUUUUUUAUUGAAAGAACCUGCAUUUAAUAUGUGUUGUGUGUUAACCAAAGACUAUUCAUUCUGUCUAUGUCUCCAUUUUCAAUUGCUCAUUCUCUGGGUGCCAUCAAUUUAUUCAUUCUCCGUCUUAAAUGGUAGUCUGUAUUGAUUUAAUAAUUACAGCAAGUUUUGUUGAUAACGGUUUAUGGCACUUGUCUGUUCCUUAACAGAGAAACACUGAAAGAAAGAAAUUCUUCAAUAUUUUAAGAAGAAUGUUAUCUUUAUAGACCAGACUUUCACUUUAUGCAUGUUUCUUCCUAGAUAUACGUUUAUUUAAAGGUAUCUACAAUUAUGUGGAUUUUAGAUGCCUUGUGAUCCCAUAUUAUUUUUGUAUCAUUUGAAAGGAUUUUGUGAGUAGAAAAAGAAUGUGUAAAACUCAUACAGAAGUCAAUUAUAUAACACAUUGAUAACUUAUCCAUAGGUUAUUUUUUGGUUAGUAAAAUUGGCAAAUUUACGUCAUUUGAUUGGUGCAUAGUGAUAAAGGGAUACAUAUUGACCAAAUGGCAAAUAGGAGAUAUUACAAAUGAACCUUUUUGGCUCUUAAAGAUUGUAAAAUAGGUAAUUUUCAUAAUGUCUGCUUUCUGAGUGAGUUGACAUAACAUUUGAAAUACAAACUGCAAUUAAAUUUAUAUGUAAUGUAGUUAUUUUUUUUAGUGUAUCAUUUUACAUAUUACGAAACAGGAAGCGUUGAAAUGAUAACAAACCCUGACCCUAUGAUAACAAAAUUAUAUGUGGUAACCUGGCAUCAAAAUUUAACAUUACUGCCAUUGCAAAAUGGCAUGAUUAAAUAAAAAACUUAUUUGUAUAAUGAAUACCUGUCCCUAAUAUAAUUGAAAUAAUUAGAUAAUUCAUUUUCAAUGCUUUUUCCUUCAAUAUCUAAAUGAAGAGUCUGGAAUGUGAAACUGAAGGAAGUGAAAAUGAAGGUUUUCACAGUUUCAUUGGACUGUUAAUUGUUUUCCUUGCUUCCGAUAAUUUCUUUUGUAAGGUGUUGAUGAAAUAGGAUGUUUCUGCUAAUAGACAUCUCUCAGUUUUUGCUCAAACAACAAUGUUCGAUAAUUGAACUACACAGACUUAUUAACAUUCUGCCGUUAACUUAAAUUGUAACUUAUCAUGUUAGUUCAUGCUUUGGGAUCAUGCUGUAGAUCGGAACUCAAGAGGGUGGUUCACAGUAUGCAGUAUGCACAAUAUAA
Mya arenaria is the source of this 8995-nucleotide messenger RNA. RefSeq lists its product as uncharacterized. NCBI's taxonomy places the organism in Eukaryota, Metazoa, Mollusca, Bivalvia, Myida, Myidae. The record is from RefSeq and is a predicted model, not a curated record. Gene Ontology annotation, molecular function: protein binding. The coding region runs from base 312 to 3125 and encodes 937 amino acids. The transcript is spliced from 6 exons.